Messenger RNA from Thermochaetoides thermophila DSM 1495, 1842 nucleotides. RefSeq lists its product as uncharacterized. Lineage: Eukaryota; Fungi; Ascomycota; Sordariomycetes; Sordariales; Chaetomiaceae. The coding region runs from base 1 to 1842 and encodes 613 amino acids. The transcript has 3 exons. The record is from RefSeq and is a predicted model, not a curated record.
AUGUCCGGGGGGUUCAACCCAAUUGACCCGCAGCGCUGCGCCCACUAUGCGGGCUUCGCGGCCCACCUCAACCGCAAGGCCUUCGAUUUCAUCUACUGGUUCCUCUUCGCUGCUGUCAUUUGCAUGCUGUUUUUGGCAUCAUGGAAGUACAGCGGUGACCUUGACAAAAUCAACCAGCUCGGGCUGGAGCCUCAUUCGCGAGAGUACCGCCGCCGCAUGAAGCGUUGCAUGAUUAUUUGUGGCUUGUACGCCAGCGUUGCGGUGGUUGCUGUCGUCAUGGAGGUGUAUGCGCUCAUGGCGUUGCAGUUUUGCGAUGGAGAAGAUCUCAUGUCACUGUAUUGGUCAACAUGGACCAUGCUGCAGGUUGGAUCGGUCAUCGCAAUUCUGGGAAUUGUCCUUAGCGUGUUUAACACGUUGAGGAACAACAAGAAUCCACCAUGGGCCCUUGCUCUGGGCACUCCUGUCCUUGUCGUCGCGGGCAUCGGCCACGCCGUUCACGGCGCCAUGCGCAAGCGUGUUCGCCAGGUCCGGUCUCGCUCCCGCUCCCGGCGCCGCACCAUGUCGGCGGCAAGCUCCAUGACCGAUAUAACUGCCCGUCUGCCGACGAGCCAGCGCCGUGCCACGUCCGAAAUGACUGGUUUCCCAAUUAGCAGGGAGCAAACCAUCCGCGCAGACGACUCCGAGCGCGAGCCUGAGUUCGCCCACUCCUGCUACCCGAACUCGAUUUACACGACUAAGUCGCGCGAGAACCUCACGAUUGCGCCAGUUACGACUACUGCGACACUCACUACCUCUGCGCCAGCUACAUUCCUGGGUUUCUCUCCUACCGGCGAUCCGAUUGUCAAACUGCCCGCUGACAUGGCCCUGCUGAAUUCCGCGCCCGCGACGCCUGCCCCGGGUCAAGUUACCCAGGAUCCCCUUGCUACGAUGGAGAACCCCGCUGGGCAACAAUCCCAGGACCAGACUCGGGCGCCGACACCGAUCCAGACGCAACAGAUCCAGGUCCAAGAUCAUCAACCCCCGGUUACUCCCGGGUCUGUCCCCCCAGCUGCUGCGGCUAUCACGCCCGGUGUGGGCAUCGGUGUCAAUGUUGGUUCCUCGUCUACCGCGGGAACUGUCAUCGGCAGGUGCAGCUGUGACGAGGGCGGUGUGAUUGUUGCGUUGCGCAGGCCGAGUCCCACUCCUUUUCAGGGACCUGCUGUUGUUAGGCCAUCGGGUUCUGCUGCUGGGACUGUCUGCUCUACGCCUGGACCUUCUGGCCCCGGUGUUACGCCGCCGGGGACAAGCCUUGGCGGGAAUGGAAACGGGUCAGGGAAUGGCAACGGGGGUGUCCUUGCCCCAGUACCUAUCCGUGUCACUCGUACCGAUGGACUGGGUACUUCUGUGGGGGGUGUUGUUGGAAACGGAGCCGGAGGGGGUAUCCGACCGGGUAAUACUGUCCGGUCGAACUCCUACCCUGUUCCAGGCCAAGCUCAAAGCCAGAGCCAAGGGCAGGGUGACACCGCCGAGCAACAACCUCAACCUCAGCCUCAUCAGUCUCAACCCAUCCGACCAAUCCCCGUCCUCCCUCUGCAGCUCCAGCUCCAGCUCCCGUGCCGGUGUCCCAGUCCCGUUCCCUUGACGGACCCCGCCAGUAACACAGGUACUGGCACUGCCGGUCCCAGCACAUCGACUACGUUCUUUACUCCAGGAGAUGUUUCUCCCCGGUAUAUGGGCUCCCCCGUCGGGUCGCGGUCGGCAACGCCUGCUCCCGGGGCAACGUCUCCUUCGCAGUUGUGGUUGAAUAGGUCGCCCGUGGUGAGGAUUGCUACGCCACCAGCGGUUAAUAAGGAAGAGGUUUGA